AUGGAGGCUGUUCUGAGCCAGAGGAAGUGGCAGUUUCCAUGGCGGCUAAGCAGUGUCUUCCCAGCACGAGGAAACUGUGAAGCCUUGGUGGUUAUCGCACCGGAAUGGCUUCCCUCACCACUUCCAUUUCUGCCUGCUGUCAGCUUAGUCAGGCGCCAGCUCGGCUCACACACGCUGCUCGACAGCACCAGUGGACUGGAUUUAGUAACAACACCUCUCUCUCUCUCUCUCUCUCUCUCUCUCUCUCUCUCUCUCUCUCUCUCUCUCUCUUUCUGUCUGUCUGUCUUUCUCCAUCAGAUCCGGGUGGAUGGACCGUUCCAUGGAGCUUUUCAGUAUGAAACAGUGCAGGUGGUGGAAAGCGGGCCGAUCCUGCGCGACAUGGCCUUCUCGGCUGAUCAGCACUUCCUGUAUGUGAUGUCAGAGACCCAGCUCACUCGUGUUCCAGUAGAGGCUUGUGAGCAGUAUUCAUCCUGCAAAGAGUGUCUGGGCUCCGGAGAUCCUCACUGCGGCUGGUGUGUGCUGCACAGCAUGUGCACCAGAAAGGAGAAGUGUGAGAGGUCAUCUGAGCCACGCCGCUUCACCUCGGACAUCAAGCAGUGCGUCAGGCUGAACGUCCACCCCAGCAACAUCUCAGUGUCCCAGUACAGUGUCACGCUCAUCCUGGAGGCCCAUAAUGUUCCUGAGCUCUCCGCUGGCGUAAACUGCACCUUUGAAGACCUGGCUGAGAUGGACGGAUUUGUGGAAGGCAAUCGCAUCACUUGCAGCUCUCCUGCUGAGAAAGAGGUUCCACGCAUCGUUGUAGACCAAGGUGACCAUCAGAUUGUGCAACUCUACCUCAAAUCUAAAGAAACAGGACUAGCUUUUGCCAACACAAGCUUUGUCUUCUACAAUUGCAGUGUCCAUAAAUCGUGUCUUUCUUGUGUUGGAAGCCCAUACCAAUGUCACUGGUGCAAGUACCGUCACAUCUGCACGCAUGACCCACGCAGCUGCUCUUUCCAAGAAGGACGUGUCAAGCAGCCAGAGGAAUGUCCCCAGCUGCUUCCUGCUGAUAGGAUCCUGGUGCCAGUGAAUGUAGUGAAGCCCAUCACGCUACGUGCCAAGAACUUACCCCAGCCUCAGUCAGGCCAGCGUGGAUACGAGUGUGUGCUCAUCAUCCAGGGGGUGGAGCAAAGAGUCCCCGCCCUCCGCUUCAACAGCUCCAGCGUGCAGUGCCAGAACACCUCGUACGCAUAUGAGGGGAUGGAGAUGAGCAGCCUCGCUGUAGAGCUGACGGUCAUCUGGAAUGGAGACUUUAGCAUCGAUAACCCGGCCCAAAACAAAGUACACCUGUAUAAAUGCGACGCAAGGCGUGAGAGCUGUGGCCUGUGCCUGAAGGCUGAUCCGCUGUUUGGCUGUGUGUGGUGUAAAGUGGAGAAGCGCUGCACACUCAAACAGCACUGCCCUCAUCCACAGAGCAUGUGGCUCGAACACAACGGCAUCAACAGCAAAUGCACACACCCAAAGAUCACCAUGAUUACCCCGAUGCGAGGGCCUCGGGAAGGGGGUACACUGGUGACGAUCCACGGAGAGAACCUUGGCCUGGAUUUUCACGAGAUCCAGGACAACGUUAAGGUUGCCGACGUGGAGUGCACACCCGUACCGGAGGGAUACAUCCCGGCUGAGCAGAUAGUGUGCGAGAUGGGAAAAGCUGAGUCGAGUCAGUAUGCCGGAAACGUCCAAGUCUGCGUGGGGGAGUGUCAGCCCGAGUUCAUGGCCAAGUCCUCCAAGUACUACUACUUUGUGGUCCCCAAACUCCAGGAUCUGACGCCCAGCCGUGGCCCCGUAUCCGGAGGCACCAUCGUCAACAUCACAGGAAGCAACCUGGACUCCGGAAGCAACGUGUCCAUCAUGUUCAAGGACCAGAAGUGCACUUUCCACAGACGAGGGGGUCUUUGGCUCACGUGUCGCUCUCAUACAUCGACUCAAGGCACCGGGUUAGUAACCGUAUCCGUUUAUGUAGACAAGGCCCACCUCCAGAAGGACCUCCAAUUCGAGUAUGUAGAAGAUCCGACUAUCACCAAGCUGGAACCUGAAUGGAGCAUAUUCAGUGGAAACACACCAGUGACAGUGACCGGAACCAACUUGGACAUCAUCCAAAACCCACAAAUAAGAGCCAAGUACAACAACCAGGAGACGACCAACGGUUGCCAAGUGCUCAGUUCCACCACGAUGCUGUGCCAAGCCCCGGCGCUGCCGGGUGGCCUGAGCAGGCAGAAGGAAGAGGUGGAGAAACCUGACGAGUUUGGCUUCGUCCUCGACAACGUGCAGGCCGUAUUGGCUUUGAAGAACAUCAACUUCCUGUAUUACCCCAACCCUGUGUUCGAGCCUCUCAGCACAUCUGGGGUGCAGGAGCUCAAGCCCGGAUCUCCAAUUAUUCUGAAGGGCCGGAACUUCCUCCCCCUUACCCCCGGUGGCAACGGUAAACUGAACUACACAGUUCUGAUUGGAGAAAAGCCCUGCGCGUUAACCGUAUCUGACACCCAGCUGCUGUGCGAAUCGCCCAAUCUAACCGGACGCCACAAAGUUCUGGCACGUGUAGGCGGCAUCGAGUUUUCCCCUGGCGUGGUCCACAUCACCUCCGAUAGCCCCCUCAGCAGCACCGCCAUCAUCAGCAUCGCCGGAGCAGGAUGCCUUCUUAUCCUCUUCAUCAUCGUCGUGCUCAUCGCAUACAAGCGCAAAUCCCGUGAAAGCGACCUGACCCUGAAACGCCUGCAGAUGCAGAUGGACAACUUGGAAUCCAGAGUUGCGCUGGAGUGUAAAGAAGCAUUUGCAGAACUGCAGACGGAUAUAAAUGAGUUGACCAGUGACCUGGAUGGAGCAGGGAUCCCGUUUCUGGACUACAGAACCUACACCAUGCGUGUGCUCUUCCCUGGCAUCGAGGAUCAUCCUGUCCUUAAAGACCUGGAGGUCCCGGGCUACAGGCAGGAGCAGGUGGAAAAGGGUCUGAAGCUUUUUGGUCAGCUGAUCAACAACAAGGUGUUUCUGCUGAGCUUCAUCCGAACUCUGGAGUCUCAGAGAGGUUUCUCCAUGAGAGACCGCGGCAACGUGGCGUCACUCAUCAUGACCGUGCUGCAGAGCAAGCUGGAGUACGCCACCGACGUCCUCAAACACCUGCUGUCCGACCUCAUCGACAAGAACCUGGAGAGCAAGAACCACCCCAAACUUCUGCUGCGCAGGACGGAGUCUGUUGCGGAGAAAAUGCUGACGAACUGGUUCACGUUUCUUCUCUACAAAUUCCUAAAGGAGUGUGCCGGCGAGCCCCUGUUUUCCCUCUUCUGUGCCAUCAAGCAGCAGAUGGAGAAAGGUCCUAUCGACUCCAUCACAGGGGAGGCGCGCUACUCUCUCAGUGAGGACAAGCUCAUCAGGCAGCAGAUCGACUACAAGACACUGGUGGUGAACUGCAUUCACCCGGACAACGAGAAGAGCCCAGAGAUUCAAGUGAAAGUUCUGAACUGUGACACGAUCAGCCAAGUAAAGGAGAAGAUCCUGGAUGCCAUCUACAAGAACGUUCCUUAUUCCCACCGCCAGAAAGCCUCAGACAUGGACCUAGAGUGGCGUCAGGGCAGAGGAGUCCGGAUCAUCCUUCAGGACGAGGACAUGACCACAAAGAUCGAGAGUGACUGGAAGAGGCUCAACAUGCUGUCUCAUUACCAGGUGUCGGAUAACGCACUGGUGGCCAUCGUACCAAAGCAGGUCACAGCCUACAACUCCGUCAACAACUCCACCGUCUCCAGGACAUCCGCUAGCAAAUACGAAAACAUGAUUAAAUACACAGGCAGCCCAGACAGCCUGCGCUCCCGUACACCCAUGAUCACUCCUGACCUAGAGAGCGGAGUGAAAGUCUGGCACCUGGUGAAGAACCACGAGCACGGAGACCAGAAGGAGGGCGACCGUGGCAGCAAGAUGGUCUCUGAGAUUUACCUGACCAGGCUUCUGGCUACCAAGGGCACGCUGCAGAAGUUUGUAGACGACCUCUUUGAGACCAUCUUCAGCACGGCACACAGAGGAAGCGCGCUCCCCCUCGCCAUUAAGUACAUGUUUGACUUCCUGGACGAGCAAGCUGACAAGCACAGCAUCCACGACCCUCACGUACGGCACACAUGGAAAAGCAACUGCCUACCUCUGAGGUUUUGGGUGAACGUGAUUAAAAAUCCCCAGUUUGUGUUUGACAUCCACAAGAGCAGCAUCACGGACGCCUGCUUGUCUGUCGUGGCUCAGACCUUCAUGGACUCCUGCUCCACAUCUGAGCACCGCCUGGGUAAAGACUCGCCCUCCAACAAGCUGCUGUACGCCAAGGACAUCCCCAGCUACAAGAGCUGGGUGGAGAGAUACUACUCAGACAUCAAUAAGAUGCCCGCCAUCAGCGACCAGGAUAUGAACGCUUACCUGGCCGAGCAGUCGCGUAUGCACAUGAACGAGUUUAACACCAUGAGCUCCCUCAGCGAGAUCUAUUCCUACGUGGGAAAGUAUGCAGAGGAGAUUGUGUGCGCUCUGGAGGAGGACGACAGCGCCAGGAAACAGAGACUGUCCUUCAAGCUGGAACAGGUGGUCGCCUUCAUGAGCCUGGAGAGCUGAGGUCCACGUUUCCCAGAGCGCACUGGGACCGCCGUCAGAAAACUAGAGGAAAAAAAAAAAACCGAGCCGUGCCUGAGCACCUGUACAUCUUCUGUUUUCUCGCAAACUUCCUAUCUACCAAGCAACCAAGAAUCCGCAUCAUGUUAAAGCUCUGCUUCCUAGAUGACUAGAAAUGGGCCAAGGAGCUGGAGACCUUGUGUUACGUUACCAGCCAUGCAACAGGG
Messenger RNA from Tachysurus fulvidraco (yellow catfish), 4838 nucleotides. RefSeq names its product plexin A4 (gene plxna4). Gene Ontology annotation, molecular function: semaphorin receptor activity; protein binding. Gene Ontology annotation, biological process: regulation of cell shape; semaphorin-plexin signaling pathway involved in axon guidance; negative regulation of cell adhesion. Lineage: Eukaryota; Metazoa; Chordata; Actinopteri; Siluriformes; Bagridae. The record is from RefSeq and is a predicted model, not a curated record. Gene Ontology annotation, cellular component: semaphorin receptor complex. Bases 1 to 4614 code for a protein of 1537 amino acids. The transcript has 30 exons.